UGUUGAGGUGUUGCUGUCGAGCUGAAGCUGUCUCUAACUGUGGAGAUUAGCAAACUCAUGGUUAACCCGGGACUUUCCUGGAGAAUUGGCAAUCCCUCCACCCAGCCGAUCGCACCAGCAGACAGACAGUGGCCCCAGCUCUGGAAUAUUCCAUCCCGCAAGGAAUCGAGGAGGGAAAUGCAAACUCCUUUAAAGGCAGGCGGCAGACAGACCAACCUCCCCACGGGCAGUUCUCCAGGGCAAAAGGAAAAGGUAACGAAGGUUCAUCGAAUGCUGAGCUGAGCUGCCUCAGGCCAGAGCUAUAGAGCUACCGCCACGGAAUCCUCUCCACCCCCUUCUCUCCCACCACCUCCAGCCCUAUAACAUGCAGCUCUGCCUGACCAAGCGGUGAAUGUGGAAGAAAGAGAGAGAGAGAGAGAGAGAGAAAGAGAGAGCAAUCAUUCAGCAGCUGCUCAUGAACCUCAGGAGUCUGAUGCGAACAUGAUUCUGGCCACGUUACGAAGAAAAUAGUGAGGAUCAAACGCUAACUACUAAAACACUGAGUGAAAAGGAAAUUUCUUCCAAAAUACACAAUACGAUGCUAAUAAAAUGGAAAUAGUUGUACACUGGAAGAGAUGUGCUGAAGAAAGAAUUGUUUGAAGGGCAAGCUGACAAAUUCACAGCAAGUGGUGAUAUUUAUCCCCAAUUGAUGCCUUUAAGAAAACUAGCUGCAGAAUUCCACAGGUAUUUGACAACCAACAUUGUGAGGAACAAUGACGUCAGAGACCAAAAAUGGGACAACUGUAUUGCUUAAGCUUCUUCUGACAACCACAGAAGCCCAGGGGGGGAUCGAACCGCCGACUGGAGCAGCGGACCCUUUGCCGACCAUCAUAGCCGUGAUAUCCAUCUUUCUUCUCUUGGCCACGUGUGUCAGUUUUGUGGCCUUGUGCAAUCCUGCUGGGCUGGACAGCUCCCGCUACGGCCCCUACGAAUGUAUGCCCCACCACGCCGAGGAUGCCAGCGAGCCUCGGUUAAAACUGUGGAAACGUUUGGGUUCCUUGAGGCACUCGAUAAACAGCUUCCGGCAGAAUCGAUCCCUCGUUCAACGUCAACCUCCUCCUGCAUCCCAGUGCCAAGUGGACCAGAAUGACACAGACCUUGCAGAGUCGACAAAAAUGUAAAGAUUCAGCGCCUAUAAAACUUGUGCAUCGACUUGUUUGGUGAUAAGAACCAGGGAUUAAAAGUCAUAAAAGAUUAGCUACUGCUGUAAUCAAUAUCAGCAGGAAAAAAAAUGUCAUCGUUCAUUAGCCUUUGGAGAGUGCAUUAGGUAAUACUGAGCAUCUUUCAUGCCGUGCAGUAAACAAUAUCAUCCAAAGAACAACACGUCAGCUCCAAUGCGAUAAUCUAUGGUUAUCUUUCACACUUGAACACAGUGAGCGUGGAGGAUGUACAAACACCAGACAGUAUUCGCUAUCGGAUGUAAUUCAUUGCCUCCGAGCUAUGGUUUAAUUGGAUGGAUACAUCACAGAAACACAGCAAAAAGCAGACAUAGGCCAAUGGGCCCCUCAGGCACAUUGCACCCUUCAAGAUGAUCAUCCGCUUCAUUCCCUUGUUGCCAUAUUUAUCCCACACAGCUUGAUCACCUUCCUUUGUUAAUAUAUAUUUAAUGACCUGGC
Messenger RNA from Amblyraja radiata (thorny skate), 1655 nucleotides. RefSeq lists its product as uncharacterized. Bases 753 to 1160 code for a protein of 135 amino acids. NCBI's taxonomy places the organism in Eukaryota, Metazoa, Chordata, Chondrichthyes, Rajiformes, Rajidae. The transcript is spliced from 4 exons. The record is from RefSeq and is a predicted model, not a curated record.